Tachysurus fulvidraco (yellow catfish) is the source of this 1355-nucleotide messenger RNA. It is a transcript of the gene grapb, whose product is annotated as GRB2 related adaptor protein b. Gene Ontology annotation, molecular function: protein binding. Bases 361 to 1005 code for a protein of 214 amino acids. Lineage: Eukaryota; Metazoa; Chordata; Actinopteri; Siluriformes; Bagridae. The record is from RefSeq and is a predicted model, not a curated record. The transcript is spliced from 5 exons.
CACACACACACACAGGGACGAUUAUGGCUUUAUGGCUUACAUCCCAUAGCGCUCUCUCUCUCUCUCUCUCUCUCUCUCUCUCUCUCUCUCUCUCUCUCUCUCUCUCUCCGUAUUAAGUGAUUAAAUAUAGUGGAGCUACACUCUUCAUGUGUCUCUCCCAUUUAUUUUUUAUCACUUGCUCAGAAGGACACUCGUCAAUCCGUCCAUCCAUCCAUUCAUCUCUCUCUCUCUCUUUCUCUCUCUCUCUCUCUCUCUCUCUUACACACACACACACACACACACACACACACACACACACACACACACACACACACACACACACACUAUCCAUUGUCCUCUUUUUUUAUCUUUUACCAUCUGAUGGAGGCUGAAGCACUGUACAGCUUCAGAGCUACAGAAUGUGAUGAGCUCAGUUUUCACAAGGGUGACAUCCUGAAGGUGACGAAUAUGGACGAAGAUCCAAACUGGUACACUGCCGAACAUUCGGGAAGGAAAGGCUUCGUACCCAAAAAUUAUAUCAAUGUAAGGCCUCAUCCAUGGUUUGUUGGAGGAAUUUCUCGCCUGGCCGCGGAGAGCCGUCUGAGACCGCUGGAGAGCGGAGCGUUCCUCAUCCGGGAAAGUGAGAGUACACCGGGAGAGUUCUCUGUGUCUGUCAGUUAUGGGGACCACGUGCAGCACUUUAAGGUCCUAAAGGAUCAACUGCAGCGUUACUUCGUAUGGGACGAAGUUUUCACCUCGCUCAACCAGCUGGUGGAGUUUUACCGCAACAACAGCAUUGCAAAAGAGAGGAUCGUUUUCUUACGUGAGCCUGAGAGACUGCUGGCUAGGCCUCGUCACGCUCACGCUCUCUUCGACUUCACGCCUCCUCACGUGACCCAGCUGCGUUUCCUGCGCGGUGACAUCAUCGACCUAUUGGACUGCUCAAACGCGCAUUGCUGGAAGGGGCGGUGUCGGGGUCGCGUGGGCAUGUUCCCUCCCGAAUACGUGCAUCCUGUGUACCUCUAAAUGGCGUAAGGAUUCUAUUUAACCCUGAAACCUGUCACGCAAACACAGCUUUAACUAGCAGAAAUGUGUGUGUGUGUUUUUUUUUAAAUAACUCAAUAAAUAAAUAAAUAAAUAAAUCUCACUGAUUUAUUAGCGGAAUAUCACAAUGCAAUUUUACGGUUAGAACAAUUUUAGAAAUAAUGUUUACACAUUGUUAGAAUUGUCGACGCGGUUCUGUCGUCACAUUUCAGUUAACGGAUUGUAAACAGAAUGCAUAGAAUUUCAUUCAUUCAGUUUAUUAACAUUUAAUAAACAGAAAAAAGUUUAAAAUUAAGUUACUAUUUAUGGCUAAUAUUUAUUCCUAAUGAUCG